Salmo salar (Atlantic salmon) is the source of this 4136-nucleotide messenger RNA. RefSeq names its product kelch-like family member 21 (gene klhl21). NCBI's taxonomy places the organism in Eukaryota, Metazoa, Chordata, Actinopteri, Salmoniformes, Salmonidae. The record is from RefSeq and is a predicted model, not a curated record. Gene Ontology annotation, biological process: protein ubiquitination. Gene Ontology annotation, molecular function: protein binding.
UUAAACACGGACAGGGAGCUGCUCAUAGUCACUGGAGCUGUCCAAAUUGCAGUGGUACCUUCUAGAACACAGGCAACUGUUUUUUUCACUGUUGUUUUCCUGUUUUAAUUUGCCCAGUAGGUCUCAUCAGGCAGGGGGAUCCUCAUCGUUGGUUUUACUGUAAUUUAGCUAGUUGUUAUUUGUGUUGAAAAUACCACCGGUUUCUAUUAACCCAGUCUUCUGAGUACAACCUCUUUGAGAUAUCCAAACAGAGAGAUGGAGGGAGGAGUGAUGAACAGAGGGGGGUUAGAGGGAGGAGUGACAUCUGAGAAGCCAGUGAUCCAGACGCAGCCGUCCACGCUGCCCUUCUUCGACACGGCCCAUGCCUUCAACCUUCUCCGGGGGAUCCACGAGCUCCGUGCCGAACGCAAGUUCUUCGACAUCACUCUGUGCGCCGAGGGCCAGGAGUUCCACUGCCACCGCACCGUGUUGGCCGCAGCCAGCACCUACUUCAGGGCCAUGUUCGCCGGGACAUUGAGAGAGAGCGCCAUGGACCGUGUGGUCCUUCACGAGGUGUCUGCUGAACUGCUGGGCCUGCUGGUGGACUUCUGUUAUACAGGCCGAGUCACAGUCACCCAGGAUAAUGUAGAUCUUCUGUUGAAGACUGCUGACCUGUUCCAGUUCCCCUCGGUCAAAGAGGCCUGCUGUGCCUUCCUUGAGCAGAGGUUAGACGUCUCCAACUGCCUGGAGAUCCAGGACUUUGCCGAGGCCUACGCUUGCCGUGAUCUAGCCGUCAGCGCACGCCGCUUUGUCCUCAAGAACAUUGUGGAUCUGGCCAAAGGCAAGGACUUUGAGCGGUUGCCCUGGAAACGUUUGCUGGAGUUUGUGUCGGACGACGCGCUGUGUGUGGACAAGGAGGAGACGGCCUAUCAGAUUGCGGUGCGCUGGCUCAAAGCAGACCUACAGAGGCGGCUCCACUACUGGCCCGAGCUGCUGCAGCAGGUCAGACUACCCUUCGUGCGCCGGUUCUAUCUACUCGCCCACGUGGAGAGCGACCCACUGGUCUACCUCUCCCCCUCCUGCCUGAGAAUGGUGAGUGAGGCCCGGAGCUUCCAGUCGUGUGAGUACGACCGCCACGACAGACCCUGCCAACGCAUGCGGCCACGGCCCUCAACCGGACUGGCGGAGAUCCUGGUAGUGGUGGGAGGCUGUGACCAGGACUGCGAUGAGCUGGUCACUGUGGACUGUUACAACCCUCAGACUGGACAGUGGCGCUAUCUGGCUGAGUUCCCUGAUCACCUGGGAGGGGGCUACAGUAUAGCUGCCCUGGGCAACGAUAUGUAUGUCACAGGAGGAUCUGAUGGUUCACGACUCUACGACGGCGUGUGGCGCUACAACUCCAGCGUCAAUGAGUGGACCGAGGUGUCGCCCAUGCUGAAAGCCCGGGAGUACCACAGUUCCUGUGUCCUCAAGGGCCAGCUGUACGUGGUGGCGCCAGACAGCACGGAGCGCUACGACCAUGCGCUGGACUGCUGGGAGGCCCUGCCCCCCAUGCUGCACGCCAUGGACAACUGUUCCACCACCACCUGCAGGGGGCGCCUUUACGCCAUUGGCUCCAUGACCACCACGGGGGAGGAUAACAUGGCCAUCCAGUGCUAUGAUUCGGAAGCCAAUCGAUGGACCCUAGUCAACUGUGGCGAGCUGCCGCCAUGGUCCUUCGCUCCCAAAACGGUCACUCUCAAUGGGCUCAUAUACUUUGUCAGGGAUGACUCGGCAGAGGUCGACGUCUAUAACCCUCAGAAGAAUGGAUGGGACAAGAUCAGCCCCAUGACACAGGUCCAUGUAGGAGGCAGUGUGGCAGCGCUGGGCGGUCGUCUCUUCGUGUCUGGUGGCUAUGACAACACGUUUGAGCUGUCUGACGUGGUGGAAGCUUACGACCCCUCAACCCGUACCUGGACCCCCACGGGCCGCCUGCCCCAGCCCACCUUCUGGCAUGGCAGCGUCAGUAUCUUCCGCCAGUUCAUGCCCGCCGUAUCCAACACUUUCGAACCCAUCGACCUGCCCGAGGCCAACUCCAUCCACCUGCACCGACACCACCGCAACCAGGCCCUGCACAACCACAACCUCAAUCUCAACCAGAACCACGACGUCAACCCAGUGUAACACACUACAUGGACUAAUGGUUCAGGGGAUAUCAUCCUGACUGUUUCAGCCAUUAGUGCCAUUUUAGGUUUACUGUGAAAACAUACACCUCAUUAUGAUACUACAGACGGUAGAAAAACGUUAUAGUGCACUCUGCUUAUAGUGAAUGCAGUUAUAGUGAUUAACUGCUUAUAAUGAUCAAAUGCAUAGAUGCAUGGAUGAGAUCACUAUAGGACUGUCAUUACAUUACACUGUGCCACUUCUGUGACAGAGCAUGUGUGCAGUUGUGUCAUCCCCAUGUUAUUUACUUGCCUGCCACUCUGUCAAAACUCACGAUCAGUUUGCCUAUUAUUGACUGGACUAAUAGACUGGCUGGGUAUGAAGGUCUCAUGUUGGGGAAAGCACAAGCUGCCCAUACAUGGGCAUCUAGGGCAGGCAGUAGUAGUGUUUCGUCUUGAUUACGGUUAUAUCAUUUUAUUUAUUUUUUUACAUAAUCAAGUAACUAUGGAGCUGUUUUCGGUUGUUUAGAGUGAGAGCCAACAUCAUCCUUCAGAAUCAAUAGCAUGAGCCCAUACAUUCCAAAAGCCAACACAACCACAAAAAGGUUUUUGAGCACUUAACCAGAUUUGAUAACCGUUGAGAGAUGUAUCUGGAGAUUUGUCCAGAGCUAUACUGCUAGGAACCUGUUAUGGAACCAUAGGGUGGAAUCAGAACAUGGUUGCAUAUGAUGCGACUGGGCUGAUAGAUUCCGUAGAUGAGUUCUCAUUCUAUUUCUAUAUCCCUGUUUUAUACCUGGUGCUAACAUGGGUCCUUUGUCCUGAUCUUGUCUACAUUCUGAUUGUGCAAACAUUUCAUGAAACGUGUCUACACAUGGUAUUAAAAUGUCUGUUAUUCGUCCAGGGCAGCAGAGCAUUGGGCCAGUAACUGAAAGGUCACUUUUUCAAAUCCCUGAGCUGGCAAAGUGGAAAAAUCUGCUUUUCUGCCCUUGAGCAAGGCACCAACAAUAACAACUGCUCCCCAGGCGCCUUGAACGUUAAGGCAGCUCCUCUCUGAUUCAGAGGGGUUGGGUUAAAUGCGUACGACACAUUUCGGUUGAAUGCAUUCAGUUGUGCGACUGACUAGGUGUCACCUUUCCCACUGUGUCAGCAUUGUGACCAGAUUUCCUGGUCCCUUCCUUUUUAUACAAAUUAUUUCAUAGCUAUUCUUUCAAAAUAAUAUUGAUUUAUUGUAAGACAUGUUGAUCUAAUCAGUUAAUGGUCCCACCUGUCAAUGAUUUUAGAGGGCGGAAUAAUUAUUAUAUAAAUGGUUUCUCCGUCCAGAUCUGUCUAGACUUGUAAGAUAUCCAGACACAAUGCGCGUCUGACUACAUCUGGAGGUAGGCAGGAUGAUCUGAUCACAAUCAGAUCACAAUGUGUCUUUUGAUUAUCUACACCUGUCUAAAAAUGUGGGCACAAUCAGAAUGUGGACAAGAUCUGGACAAAGGAUGCAGGUAUAAAUGGGGCUAAUGACAAUAUUCUAUCAGAUGCUGAUCACCAUUUUCCUCUCCCUCAUCCGGACUGUGUUUCAGAUUUUGUUGGCAUGACUACCAAUCUAGCCUGCAUGAAUUACUGGUCAUAUCUUUUCUUUGAAGAUUGCCUUCAUUAUAGAUGCUUUAUUUUAUUAGAAUGGUUUAAUUUUAUUUAUGAAAAUGUAUGUUUUUGUAGUGUUAUUUCUGAUUAUGUUACAGUUUUUUCUAUUGCAACAGGAGGCACAGGUACAUAUGAAAAUAGAUCAUGGUAAAACAACCACUAUCAACUGGAAGUAAUAACACAUUCUCAGCUUAUUUCUGUAACAUUGUUUGACUAAAGUCAUUUUUAGUAUUGUUUACUUUCAUUAAUGCUAUUCUGUUUUUUGUGUUUUCUUAGUUUUCAUACAAGUUGUUUGUGUUCAAACAUUUUUGGGUUGGUAUACUGUAGUGAUGAUGUCCUUACAGUGAGUGUUAUCACAAUAAAACUGCAGGCAGGACUGUUACUUCA